Molecule: messenger RNA, 1365 nt
Organism: Penicillium canescens
Lineage: Eukaryota; Fungi; Ascomycota; Eurotiomycetes; Eurotiales; Aspergillaceae
Exons: 3
Coding region: 1-1365 (454 amino acids)
Biological process (GO): oxalate metabolic process
Source: RefSeq, a predicted model, not a curated record
AUGCAGUUGAUACUUGGAAUCACAUAUCUAUCCUUGUUCAUACUGGGCAUCUCAGCUAUCCCAGCCCCAGAUUAUGGACUGCAGCAACUUCUCCAGAUCCGCCCGGGUCAUCCAGAGCUAUUCGGCCAACAGCCGAUCGCCGACCAUCCACCGUUCUCACCAGGCCAUCGCGAUCCGUAUGAUCACAAAGUAGAUUCUGUAGGUGAUGAGAUACAGCCACUCCCCUUCCGGAAUGGAGAUGGCACCAGCGUGAUGGGACCGCGCAACAAAGAUCGUGAACGUCAGAACCCCGAUCUGGUGCGCCCGCCGAGCACCGACCACGGAAGUAUGCCCAAUAUGCGAUGGAGUUUUGCCGAUUCCCACAUCCGCAUUGAGGAGGGCGGAUGGACUCGACAAACCACCAUCCGUGAGCUCCCCACAAGCCGUGAACUGGCUGGGGUGAAUAUGCGCCUAGAUGAGGGGGUCAUUCGCGAACUGCACUGGCACACCGAGGCUGAGUGGGCUUACGUUCUUGCUGGGAAAGUACGAGUGACUGCGCUCGACACAGAAGGAGGUAGUUUCUUGGAUGACCUCGAGGAGGGCGAUCUCUGGUAUUUCCCUGCUGGACAUCCUCACUCUCUGCAGGGCCUAGGACCCAACGGCACGGAGUUCCUCUUGAUCUUCGAUAAUGGCCACUUCUCAGAGGAGUCUACAUUCCUUUUGACGGACUGGAUGGCCCAUACCCCCAAAGCCGUUCUCGCCGAGAACUUCCGCGUCAAGCCCCAACAGUUCGACAAUAUCCCAACAUCUGAGAAGUACAUAUUCCAAGGCUCAAAGCCCGGCAGCAUCGAGGACGAAAAGCCACGCGGAUUCAAGAAGUCUAAGAUUAAAUUCACCCAUCACAUGCUUGCUCAAACUCCUGUUGAGGGUACCGGUGGCCGCGUUCGCAUUACAGACUCGACGAACUUCCCCAUUUCAAAGACAGUGGCAGCAGCCCACUUGGAAGUUGCACCAGGAGCUCUGCGCGAAAUGCACUGGCAUCCCAACGCUGAUGAGUGGACAUUCUUUAAGAAGGGCCGUGCCCGUGUGACGAUUUUCGCUGCCGAAGGAAAUGCCCGGACAUUCAACUACAUGGCUGGUGAUGUAGGCAUUGUGCCGAGAAACAUGGGACACUUCGUUGAGAACCUGAGUGACGAUGAACCGCUUGAACUUUUGGAGAUCUUCCGCGCCGAUAAAUUCCAGGACUUUUCUCUGUUCCAAUGGAUGGGAGAGACACCUCAGAGACAGGUUGCGGAAACUAUCUUUGGAGCUGAUUUGAAUGCUGCUAAGGAGUUCCUGAAGAAUAUUGAGGGGGCUGAGAAGGAUCCUAUUAGGAAUACCAUCUAG